Carya illinoinensis is the source of this 986-nucleotide messenger RNA. Its product is annotated as small ribosomal subunit protein S13, mitochondrial. The record is from RefSeq and is a predicted model, not a curated record. The coding region runs from base 270 to 731 and encodes 153 amino acids. Gene Ontology annotation, biological process: translation. Gene Ontology annotation, molecular function: RNA binding; structural constituent of ribosome. Gene Ontology annotation, cellular component: small ribosomal subunit; mitochondrion; ribosome. NCBI's taxonomy places the organism in Eukaryota, Viridiplantae, Streptophyta, Magnoliopsida, Fagales, Juglandaceae. The transcript has 4 exons.
CGUUAGCUAAAGAGUAAUGAUCGAGUAAAAUGCUCGAGGCCUGAAGCCUUCGUUCUUCAGUGCUUCGUUCCCAGAACCUUCGAAACCCUCAUACCCCAUUUGUCUCCCUCUUUCUCAUCCUCCUGCCAUUGCCAUCAUCUGCAGCCCGCCGCUGCCAGUCUCCAUACUCGAAGGCCGAAAUCCCACGGCCAUCAUUGCAUCUGCUUCAAGGACUCAACUCGAGAAUCGUAAUAGUGUUUGAUGUAAUAUCAGCAGCUGAAUAAAGUAUCAUGCUUGGUUUACGUGCCUCAGUAGCAACGGUUUCUGAUAUUGGUCUUCGGAUUCUUCCAAAUUUAUCGCUUCAUGGUGUGCGUGUCCAUUGCAUUAAUAUUGGAGGAGGAAUAGGGGAGAUUCCAGACAAGAAGCGCCUAAAGAUUGCCCUUCAGCAAAUUCAUGGAAUAGGCCGGGCAAGAGCUGGCCAAAUCCUUUCUGAGCUCAGCAUCACAAACAAGCUCGCCAGGGACUUAACAGGAAGAGAAGUCUACUCACUCCGUGAGGAACUCAGUCGGUACAUGACUGGGCAUGACUUGAACAACCAAGUUACGAAGGACAUAGGGAGGUUGAUGGAGAUUCAGUGCUACAGAGGGAUUAGGCAUAGUCAGGGGUUACCAUGCAGAGGACAGCGCACACACACCAAUGCCCGGACCUGGAGGGGUAAGGCAACUCCCCUUGCUGGAAAGAAGAAAAUCUAACUAUAUCUAAUCCUUGUCCUCUUGUUUUGAGUUUGGGCUUAUGGCUCAUCAAUUUGGAGUACCCCUUUUUUAUUUUUAUUUUUUGAGUCGAACUGCAUUGCUCAACAUUGUUAAUACAUUGUUGCUCUUUCAGAAGUUUAGGUCCUUGAGAUUUUAUGGUUAUGUGAUCUUUCAUGUCCACAAUGAGCAAUGAAUAAUAAUAAUUUUCUCGGGAUGCAUUUUUAAUUAUAAUGUUGUAAUUAUCCUUUUUGCGAA